CUUUCUCCAGCAGAAACAGGCUCAGGGAGGGACAGCCAUCUGCUGUGACCGUUUCUUAUGACAGCUCUCAUGACAGAUCUCUUAUCAAGCUCCUCCCCCAAGCAGACAUUCAGAAGAAAGUUUCCUUAAAGUGAAAGAAAAGGAGCUAAAACGGUUUGUUUCAGACAGUGCACCAAGCCCCAGUGUAAGAUUAAUCGGGAUUAUUCUGAACUGUGAAUCAUGCAAAGCUAGUCUAGGCAAGUCCAGGUAUUAAAAACAAGCAAACAUGCAAUUGGAAACUGGCAUCAAAGAUUCCCUUUAAGUCAUCGAGCUGCUUAGCAGGACUGAGAUGUGGUUCUUUCCACUUUGACUUCUGAAUUACUGAUUUUAAUAGACUCUGAGUGCUUGUAUAACAAAGGUUCACUCAACGUCUUAUUUUUCAUUUUUCUUUUUACAUGUAGUUUAAAAUAAGGUAAAACUUUGUGAAUUUCCUUCAGAAUUAUUAAUGCAUAGUAGUAUGUGUAUGUGUAAUUUAAUUUUAAAAAGUAGUAGAAAAUAAAAACAAUUAUCAAGCUGCUGGAGUAAUUUGAAAUCCAAGGUAAUCAUUACGUUCGUGUAUGAUUCUUGGAAAUGAUUGCAUUGAUGUUGAAAAUGUAAUCCCACCCAUUGACAUCGAUGUGAUUGUGUUAUUGGCAUAAUUGUUGUCGGUGAAUCAUGCAUAAGCUGUUUGCCUGGUAAAUCUGUUCGGACACCUUUCUCUGUCAGUCUGUUAUUUUUUACCAUAUAGAGAAAUUAUACCUGUAUUGUGAAUAGAAGCAGCGUUCAGGUGGUUAUCCUCUGCUGCAGGUACGUGACGGCGUGCGCCUUCUCUCCGACCUCACCGCUUAUUGCUACAGGAUCUAUGGAUAAGACCAUAAACAUCUGGAGGCUGGAGGAUGGUUGCGGUGGAAACGGCGGGAAGCUGUUGCCUGAAGAAUCUGCUCAGACUUCAAUCAAAGGGAGAGCCUCGGGAGGCCGAUCGAAGCUGCUGGUCAGCGAUUGGUCGGAGGACGAUGUGUCAGAGUGGCUGCUGGAGGAAGGCCUCGAGGGAUUGGUGGACAGAUUUAAGGCCAAUAACAUAGAUGGGACAGAGCUGCUCAGCCUCACCAAGGAAACACUGGCGUCAGAGCUGCACGUCGAGUCAGUUGGCCUGCGCAGUAAACUCCUGAGGAAGGUGGAGGAGCUGAAGAGUGAUUCAGUGUGUCUAGGCAUUCCCGAUGAGUUCCUGUGUCCAAUCACCAGAGAACUGAUGAAGGAGCCGGUUAUUGCUGCCGAUGGCUACUCUUAUGAAAAAGAGGCCAUUGAGAGCUGGAUUAAUACCAAAAACCGCUCCAGCCCCAUGACCAACCUCCCCUUGCUGACGACUCUGCUCACCCCUAACCACACCCUGAAGAUGGCUAUUGGUCGCUGGAAGACCAGCCACUAGACAUCUGUGGAUCUGAGCUGGCGUGCUAAUGAUUUUUCACUGAAGUGUAGAGAAGCAGAAUGCAGUGCUCAGAUAAAUGCCCACAGCACCGUUUCAGGAAAAGGUGUGCCUGAUAGUUAGCCAGAUUUUAAACGACCAACCCGAAUCAACAAUCAGCUGCCUGCUAUCACACAGAGGGGGGGGAAAAGACCAGCAUGAGCAUCCAGACUUUUCAAGAAUGCACUUAGCUAUUCACUCAAAUUCAACUAGCUUUGGCUGCAGCAAAUAUGUCACUUUUAGGCUGGAUCAUGUUUUCAAUUUCCUCAUAUUUGGUCCUUCCUGUGAAAUCCCUGCUUUGAUUUUUGAUCAGUGAAGAAUGAGGAAAACUAUUUGCCUGCAUUGCUUUUAAUGAUUCCCCUAACCUCACUUUACAAAUAGGUGACUAUUUUGUUAUUAUGUGAAACUGAUUAGCAUUAUUGAUUUUAUAUAUAUAUAUAUACACACACACACCAGUGUGUGAAUGUG
Molecule: messenger RNA, 1948 nt
Organism: Pundamilia nyererei
Lineage: Eukaryota; Metazoa; Chordata; Actinopteri; Cichliformes; Cichlidae
Product: WD repeat, SAM and U-box domain-containing protein 1-like
Exons: 6
Coding region: 881-1444 (187 amino acids)
Biological process (GO): protein ubiquitination
Molecular function (GO): ubiquitin-protein transferase activity; protein binding
Source: RefSeq, a predicted model, not a curated record